UCAAGUCUCCCUUUUUCUACAGAGUGUAUCAGCCAUGAGCAUGCUCAGGCUCCAGAAGAGGCUGGCCUCCAGCGUCCUGCGCUGCGGGAAGAAGAAAGUCUGGCUGGACCCCAACGAGACAAACGAGAUCGCCAACGCCAACUCCCGCCAGCAGAUUCGAAAACUGGUCAAAGAUGGUCUUAUCAUUCGCAAACCUGUCACGGUCCACUCCAGGGCCCGGUGCCGCAAGAACACACUUGCACGCCGCAAGGGAAGGCACAUGGGAACCGGUAAGAGAAAGGGUACAGCCAAUGCCCGUAUGCCAGAGAAGCUGUGCUGGAUGCGUCGCAUGAGGAUCCUGCGUCGUCUGCUGCGUCGCUACAGGGAGGCCAAAAAAAUCGACAGGCACAUGUACCACAGCCUCUACCUGAAGGCCAAGGGUAACGUCUUUAAGAAUAAGCGCAUCCUGAUGGAGCACAUCCACAAGCUGAAGGCAGACAAGGCCCGCAAGAAGCUACUGGCCGAUCAGGCCGAGGCUCGUCGUACCAAGACAAAGGAGGCCCGCAAGCGCAGAGAGGAGCGCCUCCAGGCCAAGAAGGAGGAGAUCAUUAAGAACCUGUCCAAGGAAGAGGAGACCAAGAAGUAAUCUGGUUCUUUUUAUACCACCUGACUGCCACCUGUCGAGUGCUGAUAAUAAAAAGUGUACAUAAAGACAA
This is a messenger RNA of Girardinichthys multiradiatus, 695 nucleotides long. Its product is annotated as 60S ribosomal protein L19. The transcript is spliced from 6 exons. NCBI's taxonomy places the organism in Eukaryota, Metazoa, Chordata, Actinopteri, Cyprinodontiformes, Goodeidae. The coding region runs from base 35 to 625 and encodes 196 amino acids. The record is from RefSeq and is a predicted model, not a curated record. Gene Ontology annotation, cellular component: ribosome; cytosolic large ribosomal subunit. Gene Ontology annotation, molecular function: RNA binding; structural constituent of ribosome. Gene Ontology annotation, biological process: translation.